AUGACUGCAGAUAUUGAUCUUCUGAAUCAAGAUUCAAUAUCUGAGUUUAUGCACCCUAUGAAAGUGAAUCAAUUUUAUACUUGCAUAAAAACCUUGAGAAAGGAUGCUCUUGAACUCAUAUCUGAAACUGGACUUAGUGCUGCUAAACCAGCUCCUACACCUAUGGACACUACUACAAAGCUAACCACUAGUGAGUAUGAUCAGCAUAUCAAAGAAACUGAUCAAGAUUGUGAUGUGCUUACCGGCCAAGGUGCCUAUCAAAGACUUGUAGGCAAGCUGUUGUAUCUAACAGUAACCAGACCAGAUAUAGCAUAUAGUGUACAAACACUAAGCCAAUUCCUACAGAAACCAAAAAAGUCUCACAUGAAUGCAAAUCUUAGAAUUGUUAAGUAUAUCAAGGGCAAACUCGGGCAAGGUUUACUAUUGUCUAACAACAAAAAGGAUGUACUCAUAGUCCAUUGUGAUGCAGACUGGCUGCUUGUGCAUUCUCUAGGAAAUCUAUCACAGGGUACAUUAUCUAUCAAGCUUGGUGAUUUAGUCAUCUCAUGGAAGUCAAAGAAGCAGACUAUUGUGUCUAGAAGCUUAGCUGAAUCUGAGUAA
Molecule: messenger RNA, 600 nt
Organism: Capsicum annuum
Lineage: Eukaryota; Viridiplantae; Streptophyta; Magnoliopsida; Solanales; Solanaceae
Product: secreted RxLR effector protein 161-like
Exons: 2
Coding region: 1-600 (199 amino acids)
Source: RefSeq, a predicted model, not a curated record